AUACCCCUGCACGCUGUCGGCGACUCCAGUCGCCGAUAUGCAUUAUGCAUGUUCAGUGAAAGAGUUCUUGGAAUAUACUGACCCCUGACCUUUAUCCGGGUACUUUCAGACAAGAUGUUUACAUGAACGACGAUUUUCACUUGUAAAGAAGCGUACUUUUCUUAGAAAAUUUCUCGUUAUUUACCGAGGAAUUCUGUGCUACGACCACUGCUAAAACAAUAGGCGCGCACAAUGGAUGUCAAUGAAGCAUUUGGGGAGAUCUUUGGAGACUCUGACUCUGGAGAUUCGGACUUUGAAGAGCCUUUUGUGAGCGGUUCAGACGACGAUGAAGCCAGUGAAGGUACGUGUAAUGAUAAUGAUUUACCGGGGGAAAAUGGCAGCAUUGGUGGGUCGGAUCCUGUCGACGUCCCUGCUGAAAAUCGGCAUCGUGUGGCAAAGGCCGAUGAUGAUGCUGCAUGGAAAGAGGCCUUGCAGAGGGCGUACGAAGACGACUGGUUGACAAAUUUCAGCCAUCAGCAGGGCCAGCUGCUGUAUGAUGCAGAUGAAGAACCAACUGAAUAUGGGAUUUUUUCCCAUUUUUUUGAUGGGGAGGUCAUUGAUCUGCUGGUUCAUGAAACAAACCGAUAUGCUGCAACAACAAUUGCAAGCAAAGGAGGGAUGGAGAAUCUCAGCCAACAUUCACGAUUCAAGAAAUGGAAAGAAGUCCAAGCCAAUGAAAUGAAAGCUUUUCUUGCCAUUAUGUUGUUGAUGGGUAUUGACCGUCGUGCUAACUACGAACUUUACUGGACCACUGAGUGGACAUUGGAAGCACCUGGCAUAAGAUCUAUCAUGUCACGGGAUAGAUUUUACCUGAUUCUUACCUUUUUUCAUUGCACGGACAAUGCCCAACUCACUACACCUGCGGAUGAGAAUCAUGACAGACGGGGAAAAAUAAAAGAGGUUAUGGACAUGAUUGUGGCUCGAUGGCAGACAGCCUAUUACCCAGAUCGAGAAGUGUCUGUCGAUGAAACAAUUAUCCCAUUCAAAGGACGUACUGCCAUGAAAGUGUACAAACCAAAUAAGCCCCACAAAUGGGGAUUGAACUGUUGGAACUUGGCAGAAUCUAAAACGGGAUAUGUCUGGAAAUCAGAACUUUAUCAAGGCAAGCGAAACAACCAAACAGAGGUUGGUUUGUAUCACAAUGUUGUGGCAACUUUGUGUCAGCCCAUCUAUGACAGAGGCCACCAUGUUUACAUGGACAAUUUGUUUACAUCCCCUGCCCUUUUUGAUGACCUCAGUAUCCACGGUACAGGGGCAUGCGGAACCCUACGAACAAAUCGUGUCGGAACCCCAGAGGCAAUAAAGAAGGCAAAGCUGAAAACCAGUGACCCUCUUCUUUCUGUUCGUGAAGGAAAGGCCCUGUAUGUGUCGUGGUUCGACAAAAGACAGGUGAAUAUUGUUUCAACUGUUCACAAUGCGACUACAUUCCAAAAAAAUGUUCGUGCACGAGGCCAAAAGAAUCCUCGCAAGGUGGAUAAGCCUGUCGCCAUUGAGUGUUACACAAGAUACAUGGGAGGAGUUGACCGUUCAGACCAAGGGAUGUGGUAUUACCUUAACAUUCAUAAAACACUGAAGUGGUGGAAAAAGGUAUUUGUCUACAUAUUGGAAGUGAGUUACGUCAACAGCUGGAUAAUCUGGAAAGCCCUGCAUCCUGGCACUAGACAGCGUCCUGAAAAGUUCCGCUUUGCCAUUGUCGAUGGGUUACUGGAAGGAUACGCCAGACCCGGUGGAAGACCAGGAAGAAGAUCUGUGGAUGCACCGAAUCGCUUGACAGAAAGACACUUUCUGGCUGUCAAUCGGAAUCUCACCCCAGCCGGACGUCCAUCCAAACCAGACUGUGUAGUGUGCUCCAAUCGAGCAGUUCGACGACAUCAGACUGAGUAUAUGUGCGCUCAAUGUAAUAAGCCAAUGUGUCCCGCUCCUUGCUUCAGGAGAUACCACACUCUCAUGGACUAUAAAAUAGACUGUCUUCCAGGAUGUCAUCGAUAAAUGCAUGAAACAGAAGAAAACGGAAUCCAAACUUUCAUGCAGAUGUGCACACACACACACACCAUGUACAUGUACAUGUAUGUAAUGCAUGACCAACUUGACCAAGCAUGUGUGGUGUGUGAAAAGUACAUGUAGGUGACCUUAAAUUUUGGGUGAUAUUUUUGGUGAUUUUCAAAAGGUUAUAACUUUUCUAUUGCUGCACCUAGAAAAAUUAUAUUUGUAUCACCAGAAAGGAAAUUUCACCAGGGAAUUUUUUUUUAUUUUGUAAAACCCUCA
This is a messenger RNA of Acanthaster planci (crown-of-thorns starfish), 2304 nucleotides long. RefSeq names its product piggyBac transposable element-derived protein 4-like. NCBI's taxonomy places the organism in Eukaryota, Metazoa, Echinodermata, Asteroidea, Valvatida, Acanthasteridae. The record is from RefSeq and is a predicted model, not a curated record.